Molecule: messenger RNA, 1660 nt
Organism: Neofelis nebulosa (Clouded leopard)
Lineage: Eukaryota; Metazoa; Chordata; Mammalia; Carnivora; Felidae
Gene: RALY
Product: RALY heterogeneous nuclear ribonucleoprotein
Exons: 9
Coding region: 457-1302 (281 amino acids)
Cellular component (GO): nucleus
Molecular function (GO): RNA binding
Source: RefSeq, a predicted model, not a curated record
AGGGAGCGGAGGCCGCGCCGGGGAGGCCUGGGCGGGCUCGGUCCCGGCUCCAGCCCCGGCUUCUUCCAGCUCUCCUGCCCAACCCGGCUGGGUCUGCGGGCUCCCCGAGGUGCGCAGAACUGGCCCUGCCUCGCUCCCCCCGGGCUUGAGCGCCGCCGCGGCCCCCGCCGCUGCCGUUCCUGGGCUCCUUGCGCACCUUGGGGCUCAGAGAGGAGCAACAACCGGUCCUCGAGCUGGGGCAGUGUUCCGCAAUUCACGCAGCCCUCUGUGUGCAGCCGAGCUUUAGUUUGUCCCUCCGUAAAAUUUGGGAAAGAAAGUCGCCUCGCAGCAUGUUUGUGGAUUUAGGAAACUAAUACGUGAGAGAAGUGUUUAAUACCAACAGGUGAGCCCUAUUCCCAAAGGCAGCUGGUGCUGACCCUGUAACCCAAAAGAGGAAAUUGAAGGCUGGUGGCCACCAUGUCCUUGAAGAUCCAGACAAGCAAUGUAACCAACAAGAAUGACCCCAAGUCUAUCAAUUCUCGAGUCUUCAUUGGAAACCUCAACACAGCUGUGGUGAAGAAGUCAGAUGUAGAGACCAUCUUCUCCAAGUAUGGCCGUGUAGCCGGCUGUUCUGUGCACAAAGGUUAUGCCUUUGUCCAGUAUGCCAACGAGCGUCAUGCCCGGGCAGCUGUGCUGGGAGAGAAUGGGCGGGUGCUGGCCGGGCAGACCCUGGAUAUCAACAUGGCUGGAGAGCCCAAGCCCAACAGACCCAAGGGACUAAAGAGAGCAGCAUCCGCCAUAUACAGGCUCUUCGACUAUCGGGGCCGCCUGUCACCUGUGCCAGUGCCCAGGGCAGUCCCUGUGAAGCGACCCCGGGUCACAGUCCCCUUGGUCCGGCGUGUCAAAACCACCAUACCUGUCAAGCUCUUUGCCCGCUCCACAGCCAUUACCACCAGCUCAGCCAAGAUCAAGUUAAAGAGCAGUGAACUGCAGACCAUCAAGACAGAGCUGACGCAGAUCAAGUCCAACAUCGAUGCUCUGCUGGGCCGCUUGGAGCAGAUUGCCGAGGAGCAGAAGGCCAACCCAGAUGGCAAGAAGAAGGGUGACAGCGGAAGUGGCAGUGCCAGUGGCAGUGGUGGGGGCAGUAGUGGUGGCAGCAGCCGGCCACCAGCCCCCCAAGAGGACACGGCUUCUGAGGCAGGCACGCCCCAGGGAGAAGCACAGGCUCGAGACGACGGCGAUGAGGAGGGGCUGCUGACACACAGCGAGGAAGAGCUGGAGCACAGCCAGGACACAGACGCGGAGGAUGGGGCCUUGCAGUAAGCAGCCUGACAGGAGCAACGGCCAGCGGCAGGAGAAGGGCGUGCACUGUAUCAGGCCUCAUGUUGGGCACCCACCCCUGGAUACCACCCCCAGCGGGUCCCAGGAGAGCUGGCAGCAGGCACCUCCUCCCCCACACGUCCCAGCCACUGCCACAUCCUCUGCAGGUGCAGUUAUCGGCCUCCCCUCCCCACGCACCCUCCCUGUUGGCACCACGCAGGCCAGAGGACAGAGGUUUCCCUACACUCUACCUCCCCUCCCAGGACACUCCCAGGCUUGGGGCUUUUCUAUAGGUUUGGAGAGGGGAGGGUCACGGGAGGGUACCCUGACAAUAAAGAGAUUGGAUCCCAACUUGCUCUGA